AUGGAUACCACAACAAUAUCUGAUAUCAGAAAUUCAAAAAUAUCAAUUAAUAUAGCUGAAAAUAGGGAACAAUUUGGAAAGAAAUUUACAGAAUAUAUCAUUGAUAUUACAAAUUCAAAUGGUCAUGAAUAUACAAUUGCAAGAAGAUUUUCAGAAUUUCAUUCACUUUAUGAAUUGUUAGUUCAUAAUUAUCAAAUUCAAUUCCCAUUUCCACCUAAAAAAUUAAAUAAAUUAAAUGUUAAUAUUAUAGAGAUUAGAAAGAAGGCAUUACAAGACUUUUUAAAAUUUUUAGUUAUCCAUCCAUCGGCAUCCGUAAGAAAAUCUGAUGAUGUAAUUAGAUUUUUGGAUCAAAAUACAGCAAGUUUUAAUAAUAAAUUAAUUAAAGAGAAAUUAACAUUCGAACAAGUUAAUCAAAAAAAGAAAUCAGUUAAAUUAGAAGUAUCAAUUGUGGAGGGUAAAGAAUUUAGAUUACAAAAGAAAUCAAUGUGGGAUAUAGUUUCAUAUUGUAUUUUCGAUGUUGGACAUGAACCUAUUGAUGGUCAAAAAUCAACUAAAAAAACAUCAAUCAUUGCAGGUCCAUAUCCAAGAUGGAGUUAUAAAACAAAAGUUACAAUUAAAUCAAGCGAACCACAAAAAACAUUAUACUUUAAAGUAUUUAAUCAAGAAUCAACUUUAUCAAUAACUCCUUCAGGUGGUAGUAGUGGUAGUGGUAGUGGUAGUAGUGGUAGUAAUAAUAUAAAUAAUAAUAUAAAUAAUAAUAACAGCAAUAAUAAUAAUAGUAAUAUAAAUAACGGUGGUAGUGGUAUUUUAGAUGAUAAUAAUAGUGGUAGUGUUACAAUUAACACCAAAGAUUGUAAAGUAGAUUUAAUUGGAUCUUGUUCUGUUGAUAUCGAUAAAUUACAAAUUACAAAUCAAUCUCCAACUUUGCAUGUAUUACAUUUAGAACCUGAAGGUUCUGGUGAAAUCUUAAUUUCAUUAUUAUUAUUGUAA
Messenger RNA from Dictyostelium discoideum AX4, 990 nucleotides. RefSeq lists its product as hypothetical. Gene Ontology annotation, biological process: retrograde transport, endosome to Golgi. Gene Ontology annotation, molecular function: phosphatidylinositol binding. Gene Ontology annotation, cellular component: cytosol; membrane. Bases 1 to 990 code for a protein of 329 amino acids. NCBI's taxonomy places the organism in Eukaryota, Evosea, Eumycetozoa, Dictyosteliales, Dictyosteliaceae. The transcript has 3 exons. The record is from RefSeq and is a predicted model, not a curated record.